Molecule: messenger RNA, 667 nt
Organism: Prosopis cineraria
Lineage: Eukaryota; Viridiplantae; Streptophyta; Magnoliopsida; Fabales; Fabaceae
Product: replication protein A 14 kDa subunit B-like
Exons: 3
Coding region: 137-457 (106 amino acids)
Biological process (GO): DNA repair; DNA replication; DNA recombination
Cellular component (GO): nucleus
Molecular function (GO): DNA binding
Source: RefSeq, a predicted model, not a curated record
ACAAUUAUUUCCCUCCAGAAAAGAGUCCAUUUACUACGUUCCCGCCUUUUCUUUCUCCAUUCUUCGCAGAACACCGUCAAGGCGGCCACGAUAAAGAACACUAUAGUGUUCCAGGUUUUUUCAUCAGUCACAGGCCAUGGACAUUUCAAAUCCUGCAGCAUUUGUAAACGCCGAGUUGCUACCCAAUUUCAUAGGGAAGAAAGUUCGAGCUGUGUUUCAAGUUCAUCAAUCUGAUGGUGCUGUUGCCAUUGGAAAAUCCACGGAUGACAGUCAGCUAACUGUGAAAGGGUUGCCACAAGUUCCUGCUAUGAAUUAUAUUGAAGUCAUUGGCAUUGCAGAGAGCAACCAAUUGAUUAAUGCUGAGAUAUGGACUGACUUUGGCAACACAUUCGACACUCAAUCGUAUAAUAAAUUAUGCCAGCUUGCAAAUGGGGAAUUCAAAAGUCUCUUUCUGUAGAGAUAUCGACAGAUGCUGGAGAAGAGGCCAAAAUGGUAAGGAGUUGCAGCUUUCAAGCUAAAGAACCUUUUAGCAUCCGAGUAUUUAUGAGGAUUUAAGAAAUGCGCUUGUUCUAAGAAGAGCAGUAGUUUCAUUGCUAUGUAGAAAAUGUGUUCCAUGUUUGAAAUCCUUCUAACUUGUCUCUUUGCUAUAUGUAGUGCUUAAAUUUUA